AUGUUUUCUGUAACAGAAAUAGCACUAUUUUCUCUCAUUCUCUUCACUUUCACAUACUUUUUAUUCACAUUUUUCUCAAAACCAAAACAGAAAAACAUCAACCACAAAAAGCCACCAGGUCCACCAACCCUACCAAUAAUCGGAAACCUUCACAUAUUAGGUACACAUCCUCAUCAAAAACUUCACUCACUCUCCAAAAAAUAUGGCCCAAUCAUGUCCUUACAGCUUGGUCAAAUCCCAACUGUUGUCAUUUCAUCUUCAAAAGCAGCAGAACUAUUCCUCAAAACUCACGACUUAGUUUUCGCAAGCCGACCGAUGAUUCAGGGAUCGGAAAUGAUAUCUUAUGGUUCCAAAGGGAUUGCUUUUUCUGAGUAUGGUCCUUAUUGGCGUAGUAUGAAGAAAUUUUGCACUUUGAAACUUCUUAGUCCUUCCAAAGUGGAGAUGUUUGCUCCUAUUAGAAAAGAGGAGUUGAUUGUUUUGGUUGAAUCAUUGAAGAAAACUGCUUUGGUGGGUGAGGCUGUGGAUGUUAGUGAGGCUGUAGAAGGUCUUGUUGAAAAUAUUUUAUAUAAGAUGGUAUUAGGUGGGAAUAAGUAUGAGCAAUUUGACUUGAAGAAGCUUGUUAAAGAUACUAUGAAUUUAUUUGGAGUUUUUAAUCUGACUGAUUAUAUUCCUUGGUUAGGAGUAUUUGAUCUUCAGGGAUUAACUCGAGGUUUCACAAAAAUCGGUAAAUCAUUGGAUGAGAUGCUAGAGAUGAUAUUAACGGAGCAUGAACAAACUACUAAUGUAGAGAAAGCUCGUGGUGAAGACUUUGUAGACAUACUUCUUUCGAUGAUGCACCAAACCCUUGAUCACGAAAGUGAAGAAAAUUAUGUCGUUGAUCGAACUAACAUUAAGGCUAUUUUACUCGACAUGAUAGUGGCGACUAUUGAUACAACUACUACAUCAAUUGAAUGGGUUUUAUCUGAGCUAUUAAGGCAUCCAAGAGUGAUGAAAAUUCUUCAAAAUGAGAUACAAGAUGAAGUAGGAAACAAAAAAAUGAUUGAAGAGAAAGAUUUGAAGAAAUUGAAUUAUUUAGAUAUCGUGAUUGAUGAAACCUUAAGACUUCAUUGUGUUGUACCCCUUCUAAUUCCCCGUGAAUCUAGAGAGAGCAUCGUAGUUGAUGGUUAUUUCAUAGAGAAAAAGACUCAAGUUAUCGUAAAUGCAUGGGCAAUAGGGAGAGAUCCUAAUAUUUGGUCAGAAAAUGCUGAAGAGUUUUAUCCAGAGAGAUUUGUUAACAAAAAAUUGAAUUAUCAAGGACAAGAUUUUGAAUCUAUACCAUUUGGUUCUGGUCGUAGGCGUUGUCCUGGGAUUCAACUGGGCUUACUUACUGUUAAGUUGAUUGUAGCUCAAUUGGUACAUCGUUUUAAUUGGGAACUUCCAUAUAAUAUUAGCCCUUCAAACUUGAACAUGGAGGAAAAAUUUGGAAUGACAAUACCAAGAGCUCAACAUUUGCACGCAAUACCCCAAUAUCGUUUGGUUGAUCCACCAGGUCCACCAACUCUACCAAUUAUUGGAAACCUUCACAUAUUAGGCAAACUUCCACAUCAAAAACUUGAAUCACUCUCCAAAAAAUAUGGCCCAAUCAUGUCCAUACAACUUGGCCAAGUACCAGCUAUUGUCAUUUCAUCUUCAAAAGCAGCAGAACUAUUCCUCAAAACUCACGACCUAGUUUUCGCAAGCCGACCAAAGACUCAAGCAUCUGAGAUCCUGUCUUACGGUUCCAAAGGGGUGGCUUUUUCUGAGUAUGGUCCUUAUUAUCGUAGUGUAAGGAAACUUUGCACUUUGAAACUUCUUAGUCCUUCCAAAGUUGAGAUGUUUGCUCCUAUUAGAAAAGAAAAGUUAAGUGUUAUGGUUAAGUCAUUGGAGAAAGCUGCUUUGGUGAGUGAGGUUGUGAAUGUUAGUAAGGUUGUACAGAAUGUUAUAGAGGAUAUUGUGUAUAAGAUGGUGUUGGGUAGGAGUAAGUAUGAGCAAUUUGACUUGAAAGGGUUGGUUCAACAAGUAGGAAUUUUGCUUGGAGCUUUUAAUCUUGUUGAUUAUGUUCCUUGGCUUGGCAAACUUGAUAUUCAGGGAUUAACACGGGCUUGCAAGAAAGUCAGUAGAGCAGUUGAUGAUGCACUAGAGGUGAUAAUAACAGAACAUGAACAAGCUACUAAUGUAGACAAAAUCCUGUGCGAAGAUUUCAUAGACAUACUUCUUUCAAUUGUAUACCAAACUAUUGAUCAGGAGAGUGAAUCAAAUGAUGUCAUUGAUCGAUCUAACAUCAAGGCUAUUUUACUCGACAUGUUACUAGCAACAAUUGAUACAUCUUCUAUUUCAACUGAGUGGACUAUAUCUGAACUUGUCAAGAAUCCAAGAGUCAUGAAAAUCUUGCAAAAUGAAAUACAAAAUGAAGUGGGAAAUAAAAGAAUGGUUGAAGAGAAGGAUUUGAAAAAAUUUAUUUACUUAGAUAUGGUGAUUGAUGAAGCCAUGAGACUUCAUCCAGUUGGGCCCUUACUAAUCCCCCGUGAAUCUAGAGAGAGUAUAAAAAUUGAUGAUUAUUUUAUAAAAGAAAAGACACGAGUUAUGAUAAAUGCAUGGGCAAUAGGAAGAGAUCCGAAUGUUUGGUCCAAAAAUGUCGAAGAAUUCUACCCAGAGAGAUUCAUUGAUAAGAAAAUGAAUUAUCAAGGACACGAGUUUGAAUCAAUACCAUUUGGUUCCGGCCGUAGGCGUUGUCCUGGAAUUCAAUUGGGAUUAACCACUAUUAAACUUGUUACAGCACAAUUGGUGCAUUGUUUUAAUUGGGAACUUCCAUAUAAUAUGAGUCCUUCUAAUUUGAAUAUGGAGGAGAAAUUUGGGCUCUCUGUGCCAAGAGCUCAAAAUUUACACGCAAUACCGAAAUAUCGUUUGGUUGAUGUCGAGUUGGAUUAAGUCUAAGAAUAAAUUGUAUUUGUAUUCAAGAAAAUUACUACCAAUAAAGAUGCAAUAUUAUAAGUCUAUUAAUGA
Molecule: messenger RNA, 3021 nt
Organism: Vicia villosa (hairy vetch)
Lineage: Eukaryota; Viridiplantae; Streptophyta; Magnoliopsida; Fabales; Fabaceae
Product: cytochrome P450 CYP736A12-like
Exons: 4
Coding region: 1-2946 (981 amino acids)
Molecular function (GO): oxidoreductase activity, acting on paired donors, with incorporation or reduction of molecular oxygen; monooxygenase activity; iron ion binding
Source: RefSeq, a predicted model, not a curated record